ACACGCUUCGGCAGUAGUUAGUAUUAAACCCAUCUGAAAAUAUACUAGCCUUUUGCAAUCUAGUUCAUUUUCGUUAUCAGUCCAUGUGGUCAUCACCUUCAAUAUUCACUUAUGUCAACUGUCAGUACUCAGUUGUCCUAGGAAGCGUGGAAAAACGAACACAGCGGCAUAUUUACAAAUUGUGUUAUUGAAAUCAAUAGGAGGGUUAUAAAACGUGAUUAUUAUAUCAAUAUAACUAGUGACUUAUAUUCUGUCUUAAAAAACACUCAUUAAAAUGGGAAAGCAAAAGAAGACGAGAAAGAUAGUCGAAAAGCGUUUCGCAAAAAUGAAGAAAAUGAUCAAUCCUAAAGAUAACAGAAUAAAACCCAGUGAUCGUGGUAUCCAGAAAAAAAAGAAACCCGAUCCAAAUGCAUUGAAAAUACGAGAAGUUCCACAAACAAGUUCUGCUUUAUUCUUCCAAUAUAAUACACAACUCGGCCCACCUUAUCACAUAAUAAUCGAUACAAAUUUUAUAAAUUUCUCUAUCAAGAAUAAAUUGGAUAUAGUUCAAAACAUGAUGGACUGUUUAUAUGCAAAGUGUAUUCCAUACAUAACUGAUUGUGUUUUAGGGGAAUUAGAAAAACUUGGUCGUAAAUAUAGGGUAGCUUUAAGAAUAAUUAAAGAUCCUCGUUUUGAACGGUUAGCAUGCCUACACAAAGGAACAUAUGCAGAUGACUGCAUAGUACAAAGAGUGACACAGCAUAAGUGUUAUAUUGUAGCAACCAAUGAUAAGGAUUUGAAAAGGCGAAUAAGAAAAAUACCUGGUGUUCCUAUUAUGUAUGUUGCAGACCACAAAUAUACUAUAGAAAGAAUGCCUGAUGCUUAUGGUGCACCCAAAGGUGCAAUUUGAUUAUUAUGUAGAAUAAAAAAUUACUGUA
Messenger RNA from Zerene cesonia (dogface butterfly), 917 nucleotides. It is a transcript of the gene Bka, whose product is annotated as rRNA-processing protein FCF1 homolog. Lineage: Eukaryota; Metazoa; Arthropoda; Insecta; Lepidoptera; Pieridae. Gene Ontology annotation, cellular component: small-subunit processome; nucleolus. The coding region runs from base 275 to 889 and encodes 204 amino acids. The record is from RefSeq and is a predicted model, not a curated record. The transcript is spliced from 2 exons.